AUGACAUUUUUGAGUGUAAAACUUGCUCUGGAACUUUGGACAAAGGAUGCACUGCAAGAGGAACUUGUGGAAGGGAUGCAAGAUUUGAUAAACGAGCAUGCUAACGAUUUGGCUAAAGAUAUUGGUAAUUUAUCUAGUAUACACUUGGGUCAUUUGAUAGGUAUGUUGUUUAUUCUUCAAGUUUUAUUUAUGCACGUCGUUUUUAUAGACGUAUUCUCCCUUGUAAUAUCAAAUAAAAGUCUAGAGUUUGAGCUAAUUAGAGCACUUUUAGAAAAGAUUAAUGAAAGAUAUAAUGAUUUGGAUAUUAAAAGCAAGGCUACUUUAUUCUUUUCUCUAUCUCACUUGGAUUUGGAACUCAUAAAUGAACUCUCAGAGGCAAAUUCGCUGCUUGAGAAACUCAUCUACUACUUUGAAAAGCAGAUCAAAUAUAUGGAGUUGAACGAAGCUUUGGUCGUUUUAGAAGGUCUAAAAAGGCUAUCAUACAAGAGGAGGAUAAUUGAUGAUAUUACAAAUGUCCAUUUAAUUCCAAAGUUUCCCAUUAUAAGGUAA
This is a messenger RNA of Theileria equi strain WA, 549 nucleotides long. RefSeq lists its product as hypothetical. Lineage: Eukaryota; Apicomplexa; Aconoidasida; Piroplasmida; Theileriidae. The coding region runs from base 1 to 549 and encodes 182 amino acids. The record is from RefSeq and is a predicted model, not a curated record. The transcript has 2 exons.